UGACUGAAAGCUUAUGGUUUUCAUGGCAGCAAACGAGAUUUUUAGUUUUCCUUGAAAAUAAUGAUUUAGAGUAGUCUUGUUUGUGUUUGUAUUUUUUUCUAUAGUUUUUAGCUGUAAAUUAUUUCACACAACAUGCCACGUUUCAUGCAGAUUUCGCAAUCUGUUUACUUUUUAGAGCUCUUAAGAUCCAACUUUUUAAAACGAACUAACACAUCGAAAGCGACUCUCAACUGAGCUUAAACUAAAAAUCUAUAAUCUCUUAUUAAAUCGUAGUUUCCAUUUUUUUCUAACCAGCGAUUAGAAAAAGCGAAGACCAAACAAAAAGAAAACGUUGUUAUAUGUUACUUAUAAAUCUCCACUAUUGUAAACAACUAUUGCCAACAAUGACAACUAUGACCUUUUGGUUGAUCAUUUGUGCGCUUAUUGGGUGUAUUCGAUGCGAAAUGAUGGAUUGGACCAAUUUGUCAGCGGAAGCAAUCAAAAGCCAUUUAAACCCGCAAAAUGACCCGCUCAUUAGUCUUGAAGUCAUGAAUGAAAUUAUGGGCGGAACAUUCUUAAUGGGAACAGACGCACCUGAUGCCAAUCAUGGCGAGAAUCCUUCGAGGACUAUCAACGUCCGGACGUUCCAUUUAGACCGAUAUCCUGUAACUAUUUCACAUUUCAAGAACUUCUUGCUGAGAAAGAAACGAUACAAACCUCAGUGUAUUUUAAAUGGAUACAGUUACGUGACAAAAGGUCUGGAGGCGAAGUACGUAGACCGAAAUUGUGUGGAACCGCAUCCGGAAAAUGAUCUCUACAACCGGGUUCCAGACGCUUCCUGGAAGUACCCAGAAGGCAAAGGUUCAGCCCUGGACGACAGACUGUUCCACCCCGUGACUCAUGUCUCCUAUGAGGAUGCACAGGCCUACUGUCUGUGGAAGAAGAAGCGACUGCCCACUGAGGCUGAGUGGGAAUUCGCUUCCAGAGGGGGACUGCAGGAGAAGAAGUUCCCAUGGGGUGGUAAGUUCAAAACGAACAGAUCCAAUCUAUGGCAGGGCGAGUAUCCUAACGGCGGCAAAGCAGAAGACGGUUUCAAUAUGACGUCACCUGUCAAUCAAUUCCCCGCCCAAAAUUCAUACGGGCUGUUUGACAUGUUGGGCAAUGUGUGGGAAUGGACGAAUGCUGUGUUUAAAGAUAGGGAGAGAAAACGAAGGGUGGAUGCACCGAGGCUGUUUGUUAUGAAGGGUGCUUCGUUCGUGGAUACUGUUAAGCGAAAAAUCACACAUGCUAAGGGUCAUUCUCACUCUGAAGGUCGACCAGCCGAACCAUCUUGCACGAGUUACUGCCCGAAUGGGAGCCGAAGCAAAGUUCACAGCCAACAACGUAGGGUUCAGAUGUGCGCUAUCGAACGAACAAGCACACGCAUUGCAAGUCAGAGUCCUUCCUGAUCACGUGGAACUGUGAUAAAUUUCUGAUACUUUCCGAGAGACGUUGUUUUGUCAAUUAAUCAGGACGGCGAUGUUUUUAACCUACUUAUUUGAAUUAUUUAUUGAUGCCAAUAAAAUUAAACAUUUGAAUUCA
Symsagittifera roscoffensis is the source of this 1560-nucleotide messenger RNA. Its product is annotated as inactive C-alpha-formylglycine-generating enzyme 2-like. The transcript has 4 exons. Bases 339 to 1427 code for a protein of 362 amino acids. Gene Ontology annotation, cellular component: endoplasmic reticulum. The record is from RefSeq and is a predicted model, not a curated record. Lineage: Eukaryota; Metazoa; Xenacoelomorpha; Acoela; Convolutidae.